Molecule: messenger RNA, 2736 nt
Organism: Plectropomus leopardus (leopard coralgrouper)
Lineage: Eukaryota; Metazoa; Chordata; Actinopteri; Perciformes; Serranidae
Product: sodium-dependent neutral amino acid transporter B(0)AT1-like
Biological process (GO): nitrogen compound transport; neutral amino acid transport; sodium ion transmembrane transport
Cellular component (GO): apical plasma membrane; brush border membrane; plasma membrane
Molecular function (GO): neutral L-amino acid transmembrane transporter activity
Source: RefSeq, a predicted model, not a curated record
UUUAUUUCUGUCAUAAAAAGUGACAUUAAAAAAUGUAGUUCAUGCAACACACUGUUGGAUAUGCUUGUUGGCCAUCAAUAAAAUCUUGUGGUCUUGAGAGUAAUGAUAAAAUUAACGUUCUAUUUUCCACACAAACUCAUGAAUACUAAACUCAUCAUUCUGGCAAAAGUGUUAGCGGCGGCACCACAUGUGAUGUAUUAACCAUUUUCAAGAAGGUUGCACUGUUUUCCCUUUAACCUUGCUGACAUUACAUAAUACAACACAGACUUUAAUGAGCCACUGUUGACUGAAGUGCAGGUGCCAUAGGUCACAGUGAAUACCUCAGUGCCCCUGCCCUGGACAUACAGUAGGGGAAAAGGACUCAGAGAGAGACGGUCCACAGAUAAUCAGUAACAGUUUCCACAGAGGAGACAGUACGAGGAAGGACGCAGCCCCUCAAAGGCUCACAGGAAAGUAGCAAAACCAAAAACUGCUUGCCAAAGAAGACUUACAAGCUACAUUUUUACAUUUUCUGAUUCUGGUGACGUUUACAAAAAGCCAGUAUGAAGCUGAAGAUUCCAAACCCCGGACUGGAAGACAGGAUCCCGUCUCACGGGGACCUGGAGAAGAUGGAGAAGGAGGAGGCUGGGGACAGGCCCAAAUGGGACAACAAAGCCCAGUAUCUGCUCACCUGUGUGGGCUUCUGUGUGGGACUUGGCAAUGUCUGGAGGUUCCCGUACCUGUGUCAAAGCCAUGGAGGAGGAGCCUUUAUGAUCCCAUUCCUUAUCCUGCUGGUUUUGGAGGGAAUCCCACUGCUGCACCUGGAGUUCGCCAUCGGCCAGCGCCUGAGGAAGGGCAGCGUGGGAGUGUGGAGAUCAAUCAAUCCAUACCUGACUGGAAUUGGUAUUGCAUCCUUCCUUACAUCAUUUUUGGUGGGCAUGUACUACAACACCAUCAUGGCCUGGAUCAUGUGGUAUCUCUUCAACUCCUUUCAAGAUCCUCUGCCUUGGAGCCAAUGUCCCCUCAAUGCUAACAGGACAGGUCUGGUGGAGGAAUGUGCUCGGAGCAGCACUGUCGAUUACUUCUGGUACAGAGAGACUCUAAACAUUUCAACAGCUAUUGAUGAGUCUGGAGGUCUACAGUGGUGGAUGGUUUUGGCCCUGGUGGCCGCCUGGACUCUGCUCUAUGUCUGCUGCAUCCGGGGCAUCGAGACCACCGGAAAGGCUGUGUACAUCACCUCUACUCUGCCAUACUUGGUCCUCACCAUCUUUCUCAUCAGAGGACUGACUCUGAAAGGAUCAGUAGAAGGGAUCAAGUUCCUCUUCACACCAGAUGUAAAUGAGUUAAUGAAUCCAUCCACCUGGUUGGAUGCUGGUGCUCAAGUUUUCUAUUCCUUCUCUUUGGCUUUCGGAGGUCUCAUCUCUUUCUCCAGUUACAACUCUAUUCACAACAACUGUGAGCAGGACGCUGUUCUCAUCUCCAUCAUCAAUGGCUGCACCUCAGUGUACUCUGCAACUGUCAUUUACUCCAUCAUCGGCUUCAGGGCCAUGCAAAACUUUGACGACUGCACAUCAGACAACAUCUGGAAGCUGAUGAAUGCCUUCAACUAUCCUGAAAGCAGCAUCACAGAAAGCAACUAUAAAGAUGUUCUGACCCACCUCAACCAGACAAAUCCAGCUAUAAUUGAAGGAUUAGACUUAAAGAUCUGUGACAUGCAGGUGUUCCUCAGUCAGGGCGUUGAGGGAACAGGUCUGGCAUUCAUCGUAUUCACAGAGGCCAUCACCAAAAUGCCUUUCUCUCCCUUGUGGGCUGUCCUCUUCUUCGUCAUGCUCUUCUGCCUCGGCCUGUCGACUAUGUUCGGGAACAUCGAGGGAGUGGUGGUUCCUUUGCAGGACCUAAACUUGCUGCCCCGAACUUGGCCCAAAGAAGUUUUUUGUGGUCUGACCUGCUUAGUCUCUUUUGCCAUUGGGAUUAUCUUUGCUCAGCGCUCUGGAAACUAUUGGCUAGCACUUUUUGACAACUUUGCUGGUUCUAUCCCCCUGCUGGUUAUCGGACUGUGUGAAAUGAUUGCCGUUAUUUACAUCUAUGGCAUAGACAGGUUUAACAAGGACAUUGAGUUUAUGAUCGGCCACAAGCCCAAUUUCUUCUGGCAGUCGACCUGGAGGGUGAUCAGUCCACUCAUUAUGGUCGUCAUCUUGGUUUUCUAUUUUGUCACCCAAGUUACCAAAAGUCUCACCUAUCUGGUGUGGGACGAGGAGGCGGAGGGCUUCCCCACCCUUGAACCACGUCCGUAUCCUACCUGGAUCUACGUCAUCAUCUUCAUCCUCGCUGGAAUUCCCAGUUUAUCCAUCCCAGUGUUCGCCCUCUUCAAAUUCAUUCAGAGCAAAUGCUGCAAGCAGACGGACAGAGAAGACACAGUUGAUACUAUCUCUGCCAAAAUACAAAUGAGUGACAAAAUGACAAUUUAGAGAGCUCUUACUUACAUUUUGUAACAAAAUAUUUAAGAACAAAAUGAAUAUGGACUUAUUUUUUUGUCGUUUGUAUAUUAUGCUUAUGUCUUUUUUUCCCCCAAAGCCCCAUACAAUGACUGGAGAGCACACUGGUGCCUACUGACUUUAUUUGUCAAAAGUGAAAGGAAAUUUAAAUUGUAUGUUUUUGUAAAACAAUGUACUUUUUGAGAAGAGUAAUUGUUGUGUCAUGUCUCACAUGUAAGUGCAUUUAGGUAAAUUUGGAAAAUUCUGCUAUUUGCAUUCUUGC